ACAGGUGUGUGAGAGACUAGGUGUGUGUGUGUGUGUUGCAGGUCUAGAUGCAGAGCUGUACUACGUGAGGGAUGACGUGGUAAACCACUAUGCUCUCUCCUUCAUCCUGCCUGUACCCAGCGAGACCAACAGCCUGCACUUCACCUGGCGCUCCAAGGAUAAGGUUGAUUACCAGAUGGGUUUCCAUGUGGACAACCCUGCAGCUAUGAACCAACCACAGAGCAACAUCUCUACCCAGGGGGAGGUGCCUCGCACAGCCUCAGUGUUCAGAGUGGACCUGUUCUGCUCAGGGAAGGUAGAUGGAGAAGUGGUCCUGACGGUACAGCUCAACCUCACCAUCCAUUCCAACAACUUCACAGUGCUCAACUUCAAGAGGAGGAAAAUAUGUCACAAACGAAUAGAUCCUGAUCUGAAGAUCCCUCCCGUCUCCAACAAUAAGACCGUUCAGCGGCCAGAGAAUGGAGUGUCCAUACCUACCACCUCUACCAGGGUGUUCUAUAUCAGUGUCGGUGUCGGGGUCUGCUGUGCUGUCAUCUUCCUGGUAGCCAUUGUUCUGGCUGUCAUGCAUCUACACAGCAUGAAGAGAGUGGAGCUGGACGACAG
Oncorhynchus masou masou (cherry salmon) is the source of this 603-nucleotide messenger RNA. RefSeq names its product tyrosine-protein kinase RYK-like. The record is from RefSeq and is a predicted model, not a curated record. NCBI's taxonomy places the organism in Eukaryota, Metazoa, Chordata, Actinopteri, Salmoniformes, Salmonidae. The transcript is spliced from 6 exons. The annotation marks the transcript as partial.